GUCAGGUCAGAUGUCAAAAUGCAAUUGGCGAAAGGACAGGAUUUUGCUGAAGGCUGUUCCAUUUUGAUCAAAACAUUUGAAAUCCUGUCCUAGAAAGUGAAAAUAGUUGAAACCUGCACAGCUGUUAAAAAUGGCUGAUGCUAGGCACUCAAGGGAGGUUUUGAUCGUUUUAGGUCUUUGUUUCUCAUGGUACAUAGUUAGUUCCUCCAAUAAUGUUAUUGGAAAAAUGUUGUUGAAUGAUUUUCCUUACCCUAUGACAAUGACAAUGGUGCAGUUGUUAUCUAUCACAGUGUUUAGUGAACCGUUCUUCAACAUAUUGGGUGUAAGAAAGUAUUCAGAUAUGUCAUGGAAAUAUUACUUUAGGUUGAUAGUUCCUCUUGCUUUUGGCAAGUUCACAUCGUCAGUAUUUUCUCAUGUCAGCAUAUGGAAAGUUCCUGUUUCUUAUGCACAUACAGUGAAGGCAACAAUGCCUCUUUUUACAGUACUUCUAUCUAGGAUAAUUUUAGGAGAAUCUCAAACUUGCCAGGUGUACUUAAGUUUGGUUCCAAUCAUAACUGGAGUCGCUAUUGCUACUUUGACGGAAGUUAGUUUUGACAUGAUGGGCCUAAUAAGUGCGCUUGUAGCAACCCUAGGUUUUUCAUUGCAAAAUAUAUUUUCAAAGAAAGUGUUACAUGAUACUGGAAUUCAUCAUUUGAGGUUGUUGCACAUUUUAGGUAGACUAGCUCUUUGUAUGUUCCUUCCUAUUUGGAUAUAUUGUGAUUUUUUUACCCUUUUAGGAGAUAAGACAGUGACAUAUCAUGAUUAUAGAAUUCUUGGCUUAUUAUUAGCUGAUGGAACACUUAACUGGUUGCAAAAUAUAAUUGCAUUCAGUGUUCUGUCUAUCGUAACCCCUUUAACUUAUGCAGUUGCCAACGCUAGUAAAAGAAUAUUUGUGAUAGCAGCAUCUCUUUUUGUGAUGGGGAAUCCAGUUAGCUUUACCAAUGUUUUUGGUAUGAUGAUGGCCAUUGUAGGUGUUUUAUAUUAUAAUAAGGCAAAGUAUGAUGCCAGACAAAAAGAAAAGAAAACCACUAUACUACCCUCAUAUAGAUCAAAUGGAAAUGUUGAUUAUAGAAAAUUAUCGAAUAUUUCGUCUAAUGGCUUUGUUUCCAAUGGAAACGUUACAUCAAAAGGUUUGAAUAACAAUACCAAUAUGUAUCAGUACAAUACAAAUUUUCAAAGGAGUAAUAUACUCUUUAGUGUCUAAGGAUUGAUUACUCAUUAACUCCAAAUAGUGUAUAUUAUUGAGAAAGUCUUUCAAAAUAACAAAUUGAACCAGUGUUUUUCGAAAAUAUAAAAUUAAAUCACUGGACUUUCCUUAUAUUCUAAGUAUACUGAAAGAUUUUUUUAUGUGAUGAAGCACAUUAUUCUUAUUGAAAAAAAGUUAAUUUUAAUGUACCUGUCUCUUAUCAGUGAAAUAGUUAAUGAAAAUUUAGUAUCGGAAAUAUUGAAAAGCCGCUUAAAUUUUUGCUAUCAAUUAUUGUUUAACAAUUCAUCUAUUCUAUAUGAUUAUUCUAUCAUUUAUUGAUUGAAAUUUGAAAAAUCUUAGGUAAGGUGUAUAGUAUAUAUUUUUGUUGAUUUUCACUAUGUAUAAGAGAAAUGGUAUCAGUUUCUCAUGAUUAUAUUUUUGUUAUAGAAAGUAAAUUUCAAGAUUAAAAAUAAUUUAAUAUUUUUUCAAUAUUUUAAAGAUUUUCUUAUAUUAAUAAUAUAGGUAUUACCCCUUAUUCGAAUCAUUUAUUUUUACUUAAAUUGAAAAGAGGCUAUGAAUGAUAUAUUUUGAGAGUUUCAUAGCUGUUAGUCGCUUAACCAAAUCGAAAUUCAUUAUUAUAUUUGCAUUAAACGAAAUAGAAAAGCAGCUUUAUAUAAUAAUUUAAAUAAUAUUAUUUUAUUUUGUCCUGGAGAUAUUUAGCUGUAUAUAGUAUUUAUUGUUGUUUGCUAGUCAUAACAAUGUUGCCAAAUUUACAAUUGAGUCAGAUCUGAAAAAGUUGGAUCUUAUUUGUAACUUGCAUUGAAGUUUGAAUUAUUGUUCUUUAUUUUAUUUUUAAUUAACUUAUGUGAUUUUUUCAAUCACCUAUUAUUUGCUCACAUCAAUUAUUAUUGUACACAUUAUUGAGAAUUCUUGUUCAAUCUUAUUUUAUAUUUAGUUCAUCUGUAUAUUGCUUGGUUUUCCAUAAUUUUUAUUGUAUGCAAUAGAGCCCAUCAAAUUUAUCAAGACUCAAAUAUGAGAAUAUGUUUGUGAUUAGCAUAUUUGAUAGUUAUUCAGUAUUUUAAUAUUCUGUAAAUUAUGUAUUUUGACGGUUAGAUAAAUUUUUUCAUAUAUAAGUUGAUUAUUCCGAAUAUAUGUAUAUAUUCUACAAUCAAAGCAAUUCAUGUAAUAAGAAGUGAAUUGUAUUAUUUCUCUUCUUUUUUUUAUAGUGCAAUGUUCACUUUAUAUUGAGACAAAAUUUCACAACUUUCACUCGUAAUACUUUAUUAAGUAAAAGAUGAUUAUGUUUUUAUAAAAGUUAAGUUUAUUUGUUGCUUGAACUGUAACAUAAAAAUCAUUAUGUACAGAAUAAAAUUGUUGAGUAUUUUAUAAACAAUAUGUAUGAAAUUCAUAGAUAAAUAUUUUUAUACAA
This is a messenger RNA of Harmonia axyridis, 2654 nucleotides long. Its product is annotated as solute carrier family 35 member E1 homolog. Gene Ontology annotation, cellular component: Golgi apparatus. Gene Ontology annotation, molecular function: antiporter activity. The record is from RefSeq and is a predicted model, not a curated record. The transcript has 5 exons. The coding region runs from base 131 to 1243 and encodes 370 amino acids. Lineage: Eukaryota; Metazoa; Arthropoda; Insecta; Coleoptera; Coccinellidae.